AAAACUACAGGAAUGGCGGGAAGCUAAGGGGAUUUCCUACAAGCGUCCUCCAAUGCCAGUGAAACCUCAGGUCAAGCGCACUGUGGCUGUGCCCCUGCCUUUCUGGACCACCAUGAAUGAGGAAGACGAAGCUCACUCCCUCAUCUGUGCCGUGGAAAGAUCUUUGGUUGACUGCAUCAAAUUGCUUGCAGAGGGUUGCCCUCCAGAACAGGUGAAGGAGGUCCUUUCACGGCUGCCAGCGGUGUCCCAGAAGUUUGCCAAGUACUGGAUCUGUCAGGCCCGUCUGAUGGAACAAGAGGGCGACCUUGAUGUCCUGCCCAUGUUUGAAAAGGCUGUUGGUGUUGUGUUGGAGCCAGUGGACGAGCUGCGGACUGUGGUGUUUGAGAUUCUGAAGAAAAAGGACGAGAUCCAAGGUAGUUGGCUUGCAUGUCUGUUUGCAACCUCAGUGGUUCAUACCAUUAACCCUUAGGGUUCCUUUAA
Molecule: messenger RNA, 480 nt
Organism: Morone saxatilis (striped sea-bass)
Lineage: Eukaryota; Metazoa; Chordata; Actinopteri; Moronidae
Product: cytoskeleton-associated protein 2-like
Exons: 3
Coding region: 53-469 (138 amino acids)
Cellular component (GO): cytosol; centrosome; mitotic spindle
Source: RefSeq, a predicted model, not a curated record